AGUCGGGAUACCCUGGGAGCCACGUCAAGCGCUCCCUAUUGUAGCUAGCUCGUAGCUUUAACGUAAGCUAGUUUUAAAGCAUCGUCCCAUAGAAUGGAAAACGUUGAAGGAAUGGAGGUGGAUGGCUGGGACUCCAGUCUGGAGGAAGAGUUUGGCAUAUCCCUGGAUGAGCUGAAGAAAUGGAUUGAUGAAGCUGUGGAAAAGAGCGACAUUGUCCAGAAGAAGAAAGCUCAGCUGACGGAGCUUAAGGAAUGGGUGGAGCAGAAAGAGGAAGAGGAGGCAAAGACGGAGAUGCUGCUUACUGAUGCCAACCAGUCUGUAAUAGAGUGUGAGAAGCUGGUGAAGGAAGCUUGUAAGAAGAAUGGUCUUGUUUAUCGUGAGAGCGGCUCCGAGGAUGAGGGAGGCGGAGGAGGUUCCCUGCCCUCUGAAGUUAUAGAGAUAGACGACGAUGAUGACGACGACGUUAUUGCUGUUGGUUGUUUGGUUCCCCCAAACAAGACAUUAACCCCCUCUAAAGACCCUGCGUUAAAGGAAGCCUCUGCAGUUCUGCAGAAAACCUCCCACCAAGUUCAGAAGUUGGUCCAAAUAGUCGCCAAGUCUCCAGCAUCUGCUGCGUUGCUUCGAUCUCCAACACAGCUCUCUGCUCCUUCAGGUAUUCAAAGCUCGGCACCAGCAGUGUUUGUGUCUCAGGCCCCAUCCCAAGGAAUGACUCAGCCGAGCCCAAACAUAAAAGAAGAUGAGCUCAAAAUUGGGAUGAACAUUCUGGGAAAGAAACGCACGAAGACCUGGCACAGAGGCACUCUUGUUGCCAUCAACCCUAUUGGAGGUGGGGUUUACAAAUACAAAGUAAAGUUUGAUAAAGGCAAGAGUCUGCUGUCGGGAAACCAUGUGGCUUUCGACUACAACCCCACUCUGGAGAGUCUGUUUGUUGGGGCUCGAGUAGUUGCCAAGUACAAAGAUGGCAACCUGGUGUGGCUGUAUGCAGGAAUCGUAGCAGAAAUGCCCAACAACAAGAACCGCAUGAGGUUCUUGAUCUUCUUCGAUGAUGGCUAUGCUUCCUAUGUGAUACUUCCUGAACUUUACCCUGUUUGCAGACCUUUAAAACACACUUGGGAGGACAUAGAAGAUGCUUCUUGUCGAGACUUUAUCGAGGAGUAUAUCUCUGCCUAUCCCAGCAGGCCGAUGGUGCUCCUCAAGGCCGGCCAAAUAAUCAAGACGGAGUGGGAAGGAACUUGGUGGAAGAGCAGGGUGGAGGAAGUGGAUGGCAGCUUGGUCAAGAUUCUCUUUUUAGAUGAUAAGAGGAGUGAGUGGAUCUACAGAGGAUCCACCAGGCUGGAGCCUAUGUUCAACCUGAAAAUGACCACAGCUAACACCCAUGAAAAGAAGCUGGCUGGGCAGCAGAGGACGAGACCCAACAUGGGAGCUUUGCGGACUAAAGGCCCGGUAGUUCAGUACACAGGGGUGGAACAUGUUGGAGGUUCUCCUGUUAAAAGCCCACAGCCCCCAUCUACUGAACCUGUGACCCCACAGCCUCAACCAAGUCCACAACCACAGCAACCUCAACCGAUUGCACAGAACACUCAGCCCCCACAGCCCCCCCAGCCUCCACGUGUGGAGAAUAAAACUCAGAUGGCAAAGAAGAGUACGUCUCCAUUUGUGCCUGGAGUUGGAGGCACACACGCUUCCAAAAUCCUGCAGUCUUUGACCCCCACUUCCACUAAUAUUGCAAGUGCAAAAAUUCUGAGUCCUGCAGUUACUCCUCAGUCCAAUUUUUCCUCGUUGUAUCCGAGACCGCUUCCCACCACACCUCCUGCCCCCCCUCCCAUGCCGCAUGUGGUGGCCACCAUUCCCACACAGGCCUCGUACAGAGCCCCAACAGACCGCAUCUUUUACCUGGCCCAUACGUGUCAGCCUGCCUGUCUGAACCGGGUCCGACCAGUAAAACCAGACAUCCACAGAGGCAAGAACCCCCUCCUCACACCUUUGCUGUAUGAUUUCAGACGCAUGACAGGACGCCGUAAAGUCAAUCGGAAGAUGUCUUUCCACGUGAUCUACAAGGCUCCAUGUGGACUUUGUCUGCGCAACAUGCCAGAGAUUCAGAACUACCUCUUCCAGACCCGCUGUGACUUUAUCUUCUUGGAGAUGUUCUGCCUCGAUCCCUAUGUGCUGGUGGACCGCCCUUUCCAGCCGCAGAGGCCCUUUUAUUACAUUCCAGAUAUCACUGGUGGGAAGGAGGACAUCCCUCUUUCAUGCGUGAACGAGAUCGAUAACACUCCGCCUCCUAAAGUCAAAUACAGUAAAGAGCGUAUUCCAGAAGAUGGAGUAUUCAUCAACACCAGCGAUGACUUCCUAGUUGGGUGCGAUUGCACCGAUGGCUGUCGAGACAAGUCCAAAUGUUCCUGCCACCAGCUGACUCUUCAAGCCACAGCUUGCACACCAGGGGCGCAGAUCAACCCAAACGCUGGAUAUUUGCACAAGCGAUUAGAGGAGUGUCUGCCUACAGGGAUCUACGAGUGUAAUAAGAGGUGCAAAUGUUGUGCUCAGAUGUGCACCAACAGGCUGGUGCAGCACGGCCUGCAGGUUCGUCUUCAACUCUUCAAAACGCAGAACAAAGGCUGGGGCAUCCGGUGUCUGGAUGAUGUGGCCAAAGGCUCAUUCGUCUGCAUUUAUGCUGGUAAAAUCCUGACGGACGAUUUUGCCGACAAAGAAGGUCUGGAAAUGGGCGAUGAGUAUUUCGCCAACCUAGACCACAUUGAGAGCGUGGAGAACUUCAAGGAGGGCUACGAGAGCGAGGCCCACUGCUCAGACAGCGAGGGAAGUGGCGUUGACCUUUCCAGGAUGAAAAUCCAGCCAUCCGCGUUAGUGUCGAGUAGCAGCGGGGGGCGACAUCCCAGGAAGGCUCGCAACUCAAGCUCAACCACUGAUAGCAAUGAUGACGAGGACAAAGAUUCAAAGAGUGAAGACGAAAGUGACAGUUCAGAUGACACUUUUGUCAAAGAAAACUUCUACACUUCCAGUUCCGUGUGGAGGAGCUACACAACACGCGGCCAGCUGAAAGGCAACAAAGAAGGGAGUCAGGACAGUAAAGAUGGAUUGAGCCUCACAUGCAGAGAGAAAGGUGAUGAUAACCCCCCAGCCAUGCCUGAGGAGACGGGCAAAAGCAAAGUAGCUUUUUGGCUAACGAGCCAGGGGCUCAAGAAGGACACCGGAGAUGGCAAGAGUCAAGCAAAAUCAGAACCAGGAAAGAAGCAGGAUGUGAUGACUCUCUCAGACAGUGAUGAUGUCCAAACCAUCAGCUCUGGAUCAGAAGACAACAAAGAGAAGGAGAAAGUUCCUACAGGUGUGCCAAAGAAGCAGGUGGCAGUAAAGUCCACUCGAGGCAUCGCCUUGAAAAACAGCCACAGUAUGAUGGUAAAAACCGGUUCAGGCGGAGGAGGAGGAGGAGGAGGAGCAGGAGGCCAGGGGGGGAAAGCUGGGACGUCAGGACAAACCACAGGAGGCGGAGAAAAUGCUCCCAAAAACACUCGGCUGUUCUUCGAUGGCGAAGAGUCCUGCUACAUCAUUGAUGCCAAGUUAGAAGGAAAUCUCGGACGUUAUCUGAACCAUAGCUGCAGUCCAAACCUAUUUGUCCAGAAUGUGUUUGUGGACACUCAUGACUUGCGGUUCCCCUGGGUGGCUUUCUUUGCCAGCAAACGAAUCCGGGCCGGUACCGAGCUGACAUGGGACUACAACUAUGAAGUGGGCAGCGUGGAGGGAAAAGAGCUGCUCUGCUGCUGCGGCUCCACAGAAUGCAGAGGAAGAUUGCUGUGAUCCAUUAGAAAUCAUCCCCCCAAAAUAUACUUAGGUUCUGUAAAUAUUUUAAUGAUUGAUUUUGUUUGGUUUUUUAACUAUGACAUGUUGUCUUCAUAAAUUGCUAUUAAAUGUCUCAUUUUCAACUGAAUAAAA
Molecule: messenger RNA, 3945 nt
Organism: Oryzias latipes (Japanese medaka)
Lineage: Eukaryota; Metazoa; Chordata; Actinopteri; Beloniformes; Adrianichthyidae
Gene: setdb1b
Product: SET domain bifurcated histone lysine methyltransferase 1b
Biological process (GO): heterochromatin organization; negative regulation of gene expression
Cellular component (GO): nucleus
Molecular function (GO): DNA binding; histone H3K9 methyltransferase activity; zinc ion binding
Source: RefSeq, a predicted model, not a curated record